AUGGCACCCAAGGGAGACAAGUACUCGGUGAUCCUGCCGACAUACAAUGAGCGCAAGAACCUGCCCAUUGUCGCCUGGUUGCUCAACCGUACCUUUACCGAAAACAAGCUCGACUGGGAGCUCAUAAUCGUCGAUGACGGCUCGCCCGACGGAACCCAAGAAGUUGCCAACCAGCUGGUCAAGGCUUACUCGCCACAUGUCGUUCUCAAGACCCGAACGGGCAAGCUGGGUCUUGGUACAGCCUAUGUGCAUGGCAUGCAAUUCGUGACGGGCACCUUCGUCAUCAUCAUGGACGCCGACUUUAGCCACCACCCCAAGUUCAUCCCCCGCAUGAUCGAGGUCCAGAAGCAGGCCAACUACGACAUUGUGACGGGCACGCGCUACGCCGGCGACGGCGGCGUCUACGGCUGGGAUCUCAAGCGCAAGUUCGUGUCGCGCGGCGCCAACCUGUUUGCCGACACUGUCCUGCGCCCCGGCGUCAGCGACCUUACCGGCAGUUUCCGCCUGUACAAGAAGCCUGUCCUGCAAAAGGUCAUUGAGAGCACCGAGAGCAAGGGAUAUACUUUCCAGAUGGAGAUGAUGGUCCGCGCCAAGGCCAUGGGCUGCACCGUUGCCGAGGUGCCCAUCUCGUUCGUGGACCGUGUCUACGGUGAGAGUAAGCUGGGAGGCGACGAGAUUGUCGAGUAUGCCAAGGGUGUCUUGAGCCUCUGGCUGAAGGUCUAA
Messenger RNA from Pestalotiopsis fici W106-1, 723 nucleotides. RefSeq lists its product as uncharacterized. Gene Ontology annotation, cellular component: endoplasmic reticulum membrane. Gene Ontology annotation, biological process: GPI anchor biosynthetic process; protein O-linked glycosylation via mannose. The record is from RefSeq and is a predicted model, not a curated record. The transcript is spliced from 2 exons. Gene Ontology annotation, molecular function: dolichyl-phosphate beta-D-mannosyltransferase activity. Lineage: Eukaryota; Fungi; Ascomycota; Sordariomycetes; Amphisphaeriales; Sporocadaceae. The coding region runs from base 1 to 723 and encodes 240 amino acids.